AUGGCUCCUGCCGCGAUCGAGCUUGCUCGUCGCGGUUUUGCCCCGGGCGCCGCGUCGCGCGAUUUCUCAGCGCAGUGGAAGAACCCUGGCGACGUCUUUUCCGUGCUCCUCAUCCUCGGCGGCGAUGUCGUCGCCCGCGCCCUCGCACAACUUUCUGGCUCGAAGAUAACGCCGGUCGCAUUUUCAUUCGGAUGGGUUGCGUACGCCGUCUCGGCCGUCGUGAGCGCCGUCGGGGACAACAAGCUGAUGCCGCCCCCCGACACAUCUUGCCAAGUCAUCAAUGCGAAAUCGGGAUUUUCGCGGACAAACAGCUCCUGGAUCAUCGGCCGCAUCGUCAGGGACUACGACGACUGGAAACAUGAAAAGGUCUCAAAACACCUCAAGACUUUGUUGGAUGCUAGGGACAAGUUCGACAGGCAAAAGGCAAAUGAAGAGCGGCGUGGAGCAGGCGACACAUUGAAAUACCCCAAGAGGGCGGGCCUUUGUGUAGCGGUCUACAAGGCAGAGGAAGCACACGCUGGAGUUCCAGGGUACGACUUUGUCUACUGGCUCGGCUUCGGCACAUGCAUCCUACAGCUGGGUAUUGCAGCAAUACCCUGUGGUAUUUAUGGAGAUUGGGCUACAAUUCAGAUAACGGCUGUGGGCAUGUUGCUGUCCUUUUUGACAGGGAGCCUACCUCAGUGGAAGCAUGAAAAAUGGGCGUGUCGUGACAAGUGCGACAAGGACAUUAUCCUGACCAAAGGUAAUGGCAGCCAGCACACCAUUCUCAUCCUAGGCCAAGGGCAAGGGUUUGAUCUUGAAGAUCUCGCCGCCGGUCAGAUCGACACUGAUCUCCUCCCCAAGGCUACGACCAGAUUCGCCUUGCUGGUUCUCGCAGUUCUCUGGGUCUUGCUUCUGAUUACAGCAGCUGGGAUCAAACAAAACACAUGGUUCCUGCUGGCUAUUGGAGGUGUCGGAAUUGCGCAAAAUAUUUAUGCUGCGGGCAAGACGCGAACGCCUGCUGCUUAUGGCAUGCCGCUCACAUUAGUCGAGGUGAUUGGCUCGCCCAAGGUCAUGGAAACUCUUUUCGCGGUAGAAAAAAAGUAUCCAUAUGCAGGCUCAAGCAUGGUAGGCACAUUCUUCCCAGGGGGCAGGUUGACGGAUGACGAAAAAACCGAAUGGCAGCAUCUGGAGUAUAGUGCGAAGGAUAGGCGGGAGGCAUGGGAAGAACAGCAAUUUAAGUAG
Messenger RNA from Akanthomyces muscarius, 1224 nucleotides. RefSeq lists its product as uncharacterized. Lineage: Eukaryota; Fungi; Ascomycota; Sordariomycetes; Hypocreales; Cordycipitaceae. The transcript is spliced from 2 exons. Bases 1 to 1224 code for a protein of 407 amino acids. The record is from RefSeq and is a predicted model, not a curated record.